AUGCCAACGCACAACCGCCUUCAACGUGUCAUCGGUGACAGCGGACAUUCUGGGCACGAAUUGGACUACAUCAUUCGAACCGCAUCAACCGUCGUCCCUCCGUCCGCCUCCUCCUCGUCCUCCACGCCGCCAACUAACUCUCGCCGCUCACCUGAACCGCCACUUCCAUCCUCCUCCUCCUGCUCCUCGUCUUCAUCCUCUUCCUCCUCCGCUACUCCAACUGCUCCCGUCGUGGCGCCUGCCACGCACAUCAACACUGCACACAAUCCUGACACAUCCUCAACCAUCAACACCACCACCAUCGACACCAGAGGUGAGGACCAGGACUGCACCUGCCCUCACUGCGACCGCACCUUCACCUCACACAUUGGCCUGAUCGGUCACUUGCGAGUCCAGUGCCUGGGGCACCAACCUACACUCGCCGCACCUGCCUCUACUGCCAACACUGCCCUCCCAAUUUCCCGCAUAACAUGGGCCUGUUCGGCCGCAUGCGCACCCACAAGAGCGGAACUGACCGCAGUCUCGAUAUACCCACCACAUCCAACACACCCAUUACGCCUAGCUCCAGCCUCACUCUGUCGGUCUGUGCACUCACCACCACCACCACCACCGUCGCCACCACCUCCAUAA
Messenger RNA from Spirometra erinaceieuropaei, 630 nucleotides. Lineage: Eukaryota; Metazoa; Platyhelminthes; Cestoda; Diphyllobothriidea; Diphyllobothriidae. The record is from the annotation of a GenBank genome assembly.